Molecule: messenger RNA, 1618 nt
Organism: Striga asiatica
Lineage: Eukaryota; Viridiplantae; Streptophyta; Magnoliopsida; Lamiales; Orobanchaceae
Source: the annotation of a GenBank genome assembly
AAGAAAGCAAAUCGUCUUUCUCUGAAAGCUUUUCCAACUUGGCUGAACUUUUAACUUCCUCUGUUUUAAAGUCGUCUAUCGCAAGCAAAGAUGUCAACUACAUCACGGUGAUACACUUGAAAGAGAAAAACAUAAAAGGCAAAAGUAAAAUAAAAAAAGAUACUGAAUUAUUAGUAUUUUCUUUUUGUUAUAUUUUCUCUAAUCUUUUUCUUUUUUCGGAGAAGACGAUCAAAUUCGAUCCUUUGCCAGUCUUCAGGAAAUGAUAAAGAUAAUUUUAAUUUAAAUCUAUUAAAGGGUUAGAGAGAGAAAGCAAAAAACAAGAGAUGGGUUCUUCUGGGAUGCUAGCAAGAAGGGCUUUGCUAACUAAUACCCCUGUUAUGGUUGAGAUACAAGAGCUGAUCCGAGGUGUGAAAGAUUGUGUCUCUCUAGCUCAGGGUGUUGUAUACUGGCAGCCACCCAAACAGGCACUAGAAAAAGUGCAAGAACUUGUUUGGGAGCCUUCGACUAGUCGAUAUGGUGCUGAUGAAGGCCUGCCUGAGCUGAGGGAGGCUCUAAUGAAAAAGUUACGUGAUGAAAACAACUUGCGUAAUUCCUCAGUAAUGGUGACUGCUGGAGCCAAUCAGGCAUUUGUGAAUAUUGUUCUUACAUUAUGCGAUGCUGGGGACUCUGUUGUGAUGUUUGCCCCAUACUACUUCAAUUCAUACAUGUCAUUCCAGAUGACUGGAGUCACUGACAUUCGUGUGGGUCCCGGGGACCCAACUACACUUUAUCCAGAUGCAGACUGGUUGGAAAAGACAUUACUUGAAACAGAACCGACUCCAAAGCUUGUAACUGUUGUAAAUCCUGGCAAUCCAUCAGGAACUUUCAUACCCGAAUCUCUUCUCCAGCGGAUUUCAGAUAUUUGCAAAAACGCUGGAUGUUGGCUUAUUGUAGACAAUACAUACGAGUAUUUCAUGUAUGAUGGGCGAAAGCACGUGUGCCUAGAGGACAAUCACAUAGUCAACAUAUUUUCGUUUUCGAAAGCUUAUGGGAUGAUGGGAUGGCGAGUUGGAUAUAUUGCAUUCCCCACAAAAGUAGAAGGAUUAGCAGCCCAACUCUUGAAGGUCCAAGACAACAUUCCCAUUUGUGCCUCGAUAAUUUCCCAACGUUUGGCACUCCAUUCAUUGCAAUUGGGGCCUGAAUGGGUAAGAAGCCAAGUGAAAGAGCUCGUUAAAAAUCGGGAGCUCGUUUUAGAUGCAUUGUCUCCAUUGGGUGAAAAUGCAGUGAAAGGAGGAGAAGGUGCCAUUUACUUGUGGGCCCGACUCCCGGAAAAAUAUGAAGACGACUUUGAAGUUGUGCGGUGGCUGGCGAAAAAGCAUGGGAUUGUGUUAAUCCCGGGUUGCUCGAGUGGGUGUAAGGGCUUUGUAAGGAUCUCGUUUGGGGGAUUAGUCGAGGAGGAGUGUCGUGUGGCGUCACAGAGGCUUAAGAAGGGAUUGCAACAGUUGGUGAGUGAAGGCAUGCUGCCAUGACUUAGUUGACCAAACUUUGUUCUUCUCUUUCAACUGGUUAUUGGAGUGUAAAAGUUGUCAUUGGUAUUAAGAAUUAAUUGUGUCAUACAAUAAUAAUAAUAAUAAUAAUA